AUGCCGUACGGUGAAGGACAGACGUUGGAUAACAUGCUUGGAUCAUUGUUUAUUGGGUCGGUGUUGGCAGCAGUGCUGUACGGAGUGACCAGCCUGCAAUCCUACUGGUACUAUCAUUGGUUCUACAAGCGGGACUCCACGGUGCAUCGGGUAGCGGUUGGUGUGCUAUGGACACUCGAUACCUUCCACCUAUUCCUCAUUGCCCACGGUGUAUACCAUUACUGCGUAACGGGAUUCUCAAACCCGACGACACUGAAUGAGAUUGUCUGGUCCAUGAAGCUUCAAAUCGUGAUCAACGUGGUCAUCAUCCUUCUGGUGCAGGGAUUGUAUACAUACCGAGUGUGGCUCCUUGGCGGGUACCACAAUGCUCUUCUGGCCUACGUCGUGAUUGCGACCGUUGCAGGCGCCUUUGGGAUUGGCAUGGUCCUCGCACACCAAGUUUAUACGUUGAAAGACAUAGCCGACCAUCAGAAGAUCGGUUGGGCGAUCAUCUCGUCUCUCGCAACGGCUACCAUUGUCGAUUUUAUCAUCGCCGGUGCGAUGGUAUACUACCUUCAACGGAGUCGAGGGCUGCAAUCACGGAUGAACUCCAAGAUCGCGACCAUGAUGCAAUUCGUUCUGGGAUCUGGCUUUCUUACCAGUGCAUGCUCUACAUCAGCAUUGAUCGCCUAUGUUGUCAUGCCAAAAACGCUUGUAUUCAUGGGCAUCGAGUCACUCCUUACGAAACUAUAUAUCAAUUCAUUCCUUGCUAUGCUAAAUGCUCGUGAACGAGUUCACCAAGAACCGGACUCUCGCUUGUCCGUUCGCAUUACCACAAGCCUGUCUAAACCUAACGCGAGUGAUCCACCAAGCGGUCUGAGUGCUGCUUCGUCGGACAACUCCCUUGCUACUGAUCGCCGAUUCACCUCAGAACCGAAGCAUAUCGUUUAA
Molecule: messenger RNA, 930 nt
Organism: Pleurotus ostreatus (oyster mushroom)
Lineage: Eukaryota; Fungi; Basidiomycota; Agaricomycetes; Agaricales; Pleurotaceae
Exons: 16
Coding region: 1-930 (309 amino acids)
Source: RefSeq, a predicted model, not a curated record